Molecule: messenger RNA, 412 nt
Organism: Monoraphidium neglectum
Lineage: Eukaryota; Viridiplantae; Chlorophyta; Chlorophyceae; Sphaeropleales; Selenastraceae
Exons: 1
Source: RefSeq, a predicted model, not a curated record
AUGCAGCCGCAGGGGCCGCAUCAGUGGCACCAGCAGCAACCGCCGCCGCAGCGCCAAGGCCAGUACCAACAGCAGCCUCCAUACCAACUGCAGGGCUACCCCCAGCAGCCCCAUGCGCAGGAUGGUUACCAGCAGCAGCAGCAAAUUCGGCAGCAGCCCCAAUACCAUUGGCAGGGGCAGCCCGCUCCAGGCGGCCCCCGGCCGCCACCCUCACAAAUCCGCGGCGCCAACGGCGGCCAUGCCGGCUAUGGUGCUCCCGGGUACGCCGGCGCCCCCGUCCACGGCGCAGGCAGGGGCUACACGCCGGGUCGCGGCGCGCCCGGCGGGUUGGCGCCUGCGCCGCCCGGCGGCGGCCGCGGCGGCGGCCCUUCAUGGGAUGCACGCGGCGGCGCCGGCGGGCGCGGCAGGGGCG